AUGGGUCCCCUCACCACCCCCAAAAAAGGAAGGGAAGCUGGAUCUGUUGACCCCUGGACCCCAACCUCAAACCUCAAAAUGCUCAUCAGUGCAGCUAGUCCAGACAUCAGGAACCGAGAGAAGGAGUUAUGCAUGGACAAUGAUGGACGGGAGGGUCUUGAAUCCUCACAGGUAUGUUAUCUCACAGCUCUAAUCUAGAUAGACACUCUUUGAUAAACUGUGGUGCUUCAGAACUAACAAUUUAUUUUGAAUAACCCCUCUAGGGAAGCGAGAAUGGAGAAGAGUCGGAGAAAAUGAUCAGCAGGAAAGAGAAGAGCCUGGGUUUGCUUUGUCACAAGUUCCUGGCCCGGUAUCCAGAUUUCCCAAACCCUGCACUCAACAAUGAUAUCUGCUUGGAUGAUGUGGCCACUGAGCUCAGUAUGUUUCAACUCUUCUUAUCUGUCUCAUAGUUUAGCCAAUGUAAUGCUGGUUAUCAGUCAUUUUGUAACACACUUGUAACAUCUAAAGUGGCAACUCAGGGUCAUUUCUAUUGUGACCGAUCAUACACAAUAAAGUUCUAUUUUAGGCUAUUGAGAAACUGAAUUUAUUUAAAAGAUAGGUUGUUCAUCACUUGUAUCCUUAAUACUUGUUAUACUAGCUCACACGUGGAUCUGAAGCAAUUUGUUUCAUCUGUUUUCCCGACAGAUGUAGAGCGCAGGCGGAUCUACGAUAUUAUGAACGUGCUGGAGAGUCUUCACAUGGUUAGCCGCUCGGCCAAGAACCGUUACUCAUGGCACGGCCGCACCAAGCUGGCCCAGACGCUGGCCAUCCUGAAGCAGGUGGGCGAUGAGCACAAGUACGGCCAGCAGAUGCAGCAGAUCAAGCAGCGUCUACUGGACCGGGAGUUUGACUAUGACGGGGAGGAGAAGGAGAAUGAGGAGAUGGUGGAGCUGGAGAACGGGGAGCAGGGACAGAAGGAACUUUUCUUCGUGGAGCUUCCAGGAGUCGAGUUCAAAGCAGGUGAGAAGCUGAGGUGUCAGAUUUUAGAGUAGUUUGUGUUUGGUCUUGAAUGGAAAUAUACAACCGGAUAGUUAAUAGAGAGACUCCAUUUUGAUUAUGUUUUGUACGGAAAUGAGUCAAAAGUACCUUCAAAUUCAGCCAUUGUCAAGCCCCUGAAUAUCUGAAAACUCGUUUUUCUCAUUUUAACUCUCAAAUACAUUUUAAUCAACCGUGCUGCAGCUUUGUGUAUAAAAACACAUAUUUCCUGUGUGAUUAUGGUCAAAUUAUCUGAUUAUUUUUAUUCCGUGUAUGUUGUGAACAGCCUCAGUCAACAGUCGGAAGGACAAGUCUCUGAGAGUGAUGAGCCAGAAGUUUGUCAUGCUCUUCCUGGUCUCCAAUCCUCGUGUGGUCAGUCUUGAUGUGGCUGCCAAAAUCCUGAUCGGGGAGGACCAGGGUGCUGAUCAAGACAAGAACAAGUUCAAAAGUGAGUAUUCAGUAUCAUCCUUUCAUUGUCUCCUUCAAGACAUGAUGCUGCUUUGUGAUUAAAGACAUACAGGAGACAGAUUUCUGUUACGAUUAGCAUUUUUGUGCCAAAACAAGCAAAAAAGCUUUGUCAAAAAGCUGUUGUACUAACAUCCAGUUUUUGCAAGUGUCAGAGCUAAGGUGUGUUUUUUUUAUUGUUAGAAAGCUCACAAGACACACAAGCAAAUCUACAGUUUAUCAAAACUACAUUAAAAAAUUAAAGUUCAUAUACAUACAUUACACUAAAAAGUCAGUCCAUGCACAUCAAUUCAAAACUGCUAAGGAAGUGUAUGUGGUCUUCGCAGCAGAAGUAAAUACAGUCAAAUGCACAGACUAGUUCUAAAUGCAUGUGCUGAGGCAUGUGGAUUACCCAUUAUAAUGUUUUCUCUGUUUAAAUUGAUUAAACUGUCUUUAUCCUCAUGUGCUUCUAGCCAAGGUGCGGCGGCUGUAUGACAUCGCUAAUGUGCUGCGGAGCCUGAAGCUCAUUGAGAAAGUUCACGUGACAGAAGAGAGGGGGAGGAAACCGGCCUUCGAGUGGGUCGGCCCAGAAGAAUUCACACAAGUCAAAGGUAAUGUUCAGGUAUUGGUUGGAUUUUAGUUUACAGUGAGAAUAAAUUUUGAGCUCAGGUAGUGAAAUUUAUAUCUAUAUUCUCUGUGCAAACUAAGGCUGUCACGAUAUCAGAAUAAAAAUAUUAUCCUGAGAUUUAUACAAAAGUUGAAGAACAUCUUUCAAAACAGUAAAGGGGAGGAAAUGCAUCAGAAACUUUAAUAAUUAAUGCAAUUAACUUAAUAAAUGGCAUCAUCAUCAUCAGAUUAGCAACAGGCAGUUUGUAAGACGUGUUACAGAGACAUUUUAAGAUGGACUUUAAAAGAGGCACCACAACUGUUUCAAAUCUCAUAGCUCAUUAAAAUAAAUUCAGACACAAACAUUUAGAGUUCAUCUCAGGCCUUCGCCUUUUUAAAUGUUUUGCACAGUAUCAUUUUUUAAAGCUAUGUUCUCUGUGAUAAUGCAACAUCCCUGCCAAAAGCAACUGUUGAAUUUCUAGUUUUGCAGGCUUUAUAUGAUGUUCUUGUUUCAGACUUGGAGGGCAUCACAUCAGAAUACCAAACCAAGAAGAAAACGGUUCUGGAGUCCCGUGCUUCCGUAGACAACUGUGCCAAAAACCUCUUCUCAUCACCCGGUGCUAAACGCAGCUUCACCCGGCACCCCUCCCUCAUUAAACUGGCCAAGAGCAUUCAGGACGACCGCCGCAAAAUCAACUCUGCCCCCACCAGUCCAGUGAAGAGCGCCCUCAGUGAGUUUCCUGCAGAGAUCUUUUGUUGUAGCGUGUGUCUUUGGGUGGAGUCGUAAAACCUUUUCUUCUGUUGUCCUCAGGCGAUUCAUCAAACACUGACAUCCCAAACAAAAUGGCCCAACUUGCUGCUAUUUGUCAGAUCGAGCUUGACCAGGAGUCUCCGUAAGUUUUGAUUUACAACCUUUACCAAAAAAAAAAAAACUUAAAUAUGCUUUAAUACAGUGAGAAAGUUGUGGGUUUUUUGGAGUGUUAAAAAGCGCCCUGCCUCCUCCCCCAGGCCUGGAGCUUCAGACCCAAAGCCUGCUCCUACUGCUGCUGCUACAAUGAAGCCUGAGGGGACCUCCUCUAGUCCAAUGAAACCACCUCAGGCUCAGUUACUAACUUCCCCUCUGGAGCCCGGAGUCAACACUACUGUCCACCUCACCCCCAACACCCCGCUGGGAGCUUUACCUGCCGGCUCUGUCGCUUACAUUCCUACUCGGUGCUCAUCCAUGAUCCCCGUCCUGUUGCCUCAGCAGCGAGGGAGCGGGCCCUUCGCCGUGUAUUUGCAAGCCCCCUCCCCCAGGCCAAACCCUCUGGCCAGGCCACAGCCGACCAGUCUCGCUGUGCGCUCCAUGACCUUUGAGGAUAAAACAGGGCAGAGUCCGACGGGUCAGUGUGCAGCCAAGAGCCAGCCAGCUUCCAGCAGAGCAGCAGAUGUUAGCCCGUUAACGCUCAAACGAGUGCGCUCAGAUUCAGCGUUAGAAAGCAGCCCCUCCAAAGCCAGGAGAAAAGACCCCAACUUUAAGGUAAAAAUAAAAAUAUACUCAUGUUACAGUCAGAUUUUUAUCAAAGGGAUGUUUUGUUGUAGAGUAUUUCUCACCCUUUUCUGUCUCUGUCUUUCAGGACACCUCCCCAAAGCUGUGUGAAAUCCUGCAGGCUCGUCUGAAGGCUCACCGCAGCUCCCAGCUCACGAGUCGGCCCUCACCUCGCGCCUUACACCUGGACCCAGAGUUUGUCAACACCCCAGGCGCUCCGGCAGCUUCUCAGACACUUGGGCAGAGCGUGGAAACUUUCCUGGACAGAGAAGACAAGACUGCAAACUCCGACAGCGAGGCGGGAUUAACACCUAUCAGGGCUGUGCCUCUCACACCGGGACAACUCCACACUGAGGUAAACAAAGACAUCACUACUUUGUUAUUCAAAUUAAUCCCACAGCAGUUUGUGUGACUUUUAUUUCUCUCUCUGUUUAGACUUUAGUACCAGCUGGUUACCUGAUUCCAAUUUCCCAGCAGUCCCUCAUUGGCUACAAGGAAAUGCAGAGUUCAGGGAGAGAAAACAACAAGGCCGCAACUCCAACUUACAACAUCUACCAUACACCGACAGCAGGUAUAUUUGUCAGGAAACUGUUCUGUCUAAAUGUUUUAUCUCCAUCAUCUCAUUUUAAAUCUCUUUUUGUUGUUUUUUAGUCCUUUCAUUUGAGGAUAAAGUUUAAAUAGAGCAGAAUUAGUAAAAACCUCUUUGGAAAUACGUUUUUGAGUCACUACUUAUUUUCUUUCCUUCAGGUUCCAGACCCACCCUAGCUCAGGAGAUGACACCCACCAACCUUCGUCUCCACAAACCCGCCGCUGUCGCCUCACCUCAGGCCAUCCAGCAGGCCCGCCGCCUCCAGAGCCCCAGCCCCGCCAUCAUCAAUUUCACCCUGCAGAACCUUGGUCUGAUCUCGAGUUCCAGCCCUGGAAACACCGCCGGCGACCCCCAGACUUCAGAGAGCGCCGACACUAUUACUAGCCCUCUCAGUCUGCCGCAGAGAGGGAUGGUUUUCAUCAAACCUGUGUCACCGCUGUCUGUCCAACAGCCUGCAACAGGGCAACCUCUGACUCUGAUCAGUCUGCAGCAGGUACUAAAUACACAAAAACACAGCCUGUGUUACGUGCUGACCUGAUUAGAAGAUGAGCUACUAACUUUUUAAUCAUCCAUCCUUCCAGCCUCUGAUGACCACCCCUAAAGGGACCGGGCUCCCCCAGACGAGCUUCUUCCACACCCCAGUCCCCCUCUCCCCUCUGGCUGCCAUGGUAACCACCAGUGGACACGUGGCCACCAAAACUGUUUACAUCCCUCAGAGGAAGCUUGACGUCACGCCUGAGGACUCCUGUAACCCCUGA
Messenger RNA from Xyrichtys novacula (pearly razorfish), 4939 nucleotides. The record is from the annotation of a GenBank genome assembly. Lineage: Eukaryota; Metazoa; Chordata; Actinopteri; Labriformes; Labridae.